Messenger RNA from Daphnia pulex (common water flea), 1089 nucleotides. RefSeq lists its product as uncharacterized. The transcript is spliced from 7 exons. Lineage: Eukaryota; Metazoa; Arthropoda; Branchiopoda; Diplostraca; Daphniidae. The record is from RefSeq and is a predicted model, not a curated record. The coding region runs from base 1 to 1089 and encodes 362 amino acids.
AUGCCUCAGGGAUCAGCGGCAACCACAUUUGAGCUUACUGAAACAUUGAAUGGGCAUAUUGCUGCUGUUCAGAAAAAUUCUUCUCAACAUUUGUCACCCCAUUUUGUUUCGACUGGGGAAGAAACACAACUAGUAGUUAAAUUUCAUGAUCCUGAACAUUUUCUCAAUCAAGCCCAAGAUCUUAUAUUUUAUUGGUUUGUAAAUGAUGUCAACUAUGGAACUACAAAAACACCAGUAUUGAAGUUCAACUUCACCGAAGUGAAAAAUCAUACCGUUAUGGUUGAUGUAUAUGCCACAUUCGCUGAGCCUACAACAACUACCACAACAACUACGACUUCAACGACUCCAUCGACAAUUAAAACAACCGAGCCUACCACUGCACCGUCGACAACUGCCUUAACGACAUCUUUGCCGACCAAUAGUUCUUCUGUCCUGGUUAUCCGAAGCAAACGUCGGUCACAUUACACUCAUUAUGAGCGUUUCAUUGGCUACAAAGUCGCUCUUUUUACUUUGGAACUGCAAGCUCGAGAUCCUAUUAGUAAUGUCUCGAUUCACGGCAAUAACUGGCUGAAACACGGUGACAUUAUGAACAUGAACAUUUCGUGCAAUGGAUCAGCUCCGUUCUACUAUUGCUGGGCGUUUGAUGGAUUCAUGAACGAAACUACCAAUGCCAGCUGUGAGCUUCCGAUCAAAACUAAUAAAUGCGAAGUCCAGUUGCUGCACUAUUUCAGUAGUCCUGGCCAGUACAUUCUGCCCGUCGUUUUGUAUAAUCAAGUGUUUUACCAAGUGAUUCCGCUCAAAGUCAACAUUUAUGAAGCUGACCGCAAGGCUCAACUCUCCCUAGUGGUGGUCCCCAUUGCGUCCGCCUGUGUGGCAAUCGUCAGUAUCGCUUUUGGAAUUGGACUUUACUUUUAUACUCGUCGCAAUUUGAGGAUAGAAGUGGCCGAUUUUGAUUUUGAAGAAGAAGACGUCGGUAAUCCCGAGUCCUUUUCGGGACGUCUUCGAUCUUCCAUGGUUCAGUACUGGUCUGGUCUGAAGGGCCAAACCCCUCCUGCUAAUACUAGUUACCAGAACAUAACCUUCGAUUGA